Messenger RNA from Macadamia integrifolia, 979 nucleotides. Its product is annotated as E3 ubiquitin-protein ligase SGR9, amyloplastic-like. Gene Ontology annotation, biological process: protein ubiquitination. Gene Ontology annotation, cellular component: cytoplasm. The transcript has a single exon. The coding region runs from base 24 to 824 and encodes 266 amino acids. The record is from RefSeq and is a predicted model, not a curated record. Gene Ontology annotation, molecular function: ubiquitin protein ligase activity. Lineage: Eukaryota; Viridiplantae; Streptophyta; Magnoliopsida; Proteales; Proteaceae.
CACACACAAGAUAUGUAUUCGCUAUGGACGAGAAGGAGAAGAAAAUCAUGGGAGCCAUCUCCACCCUCAACACCCACCAAUUCUUCCAUCUGAUACACUCCCUCUCGUCGGAGUUCUGGCGUCAACAGCACCACCUCUGCUCCCUCCUCCAAUCUCCCACACGCUUCCCACUAACUCUUCACCACCUCCAAACCCUUUCUCUUCACCAAAAAACACUCCUAAUCGCUCGUUAUCUGUUAUCCAUGCUUACACACAUCACAAUUUUCUUGGAAACCAAUAAGCCAAACACAUCCACCACAGCCCUCAGAGUGAAAGACCUUGAUGCUGCCUUGCUUCUCAUGCUUCUUUGUCAAGUCCACCAACAAGAACCCCAAGCAUUACAGAGGUCUACAGCCCAGUGGCGAAGUGUUCUCAAGGACUACCAAGUGGGUACUAGUUUGUCGAUGUUGGGUGGCCUUGGAGGGUCUAGUAGUGCAGUUUUGACUCCGUUUAUCGAUAUCACGACGAGGUGCCAGACGUUUUUAGAGGCGGUGGGAUGUGGUGAUGAGAUGGAGCGGGAGGUGGCUGCGUCGGUGGCAGCAGUGGUGGCGUUGCCAUCAGUGGAGUUGAGUGGUGGGGUGGAGUGUGCUAUAUGCAAGGAAGAGAUGAGGGAGGGGAGGGAGGUGUGUGAGUUACCAUGUGAUCACUUGUUUCAUUGGAUGUGUUUACUGCCAUGGCUGAAGAAGAAGAACACUUGUCCUUGUUGCCGGUUUCAGCUUCCCACCGAUGAUGUCUUAGGUGAGAUUCAGAGGUUAUGGGGGAUUAUUGUCACCAAGAGUAUAUAAAAUUAAUGGACUCUUGUGGAUAGCAGAUCCAAUUCCAAUCAUAGAUGCCAAAGAAAACUAUUUUUAGUAUUAUUUCUUUAAGAUUUAUAUGGAGACAAACAAUGGUGAAGGUUAUCUAUACUGUAUCCCCUAAUUAAUAAAUUUGGGCCGUGAUG